Pseudophryne corroboree (corroboree frog) is the source of this 4045-nucleotide messenger RNA. It is a transcript of the gene PACC1, whose product is annotated as proton activated chloride channel 1. Bases 291 to 1343 code for a protein of 350 amino acids. The record is from RefSeq and is a predicted model, not a curated record. NCBI's taxonomy places the organism in Eukaryota, Metazoa, Chordata, Amphibia, Anura, Myobatrachidae. Gene Ontology annotation, cellular component: cell surface. The transcript has 8 exons.
GCAGCUGCUGCAGUGAGAGCAGCACGGGACCUGAGACAGGGAGAGAGCUGCUGCUGCCUGCUGUGCUCCCCCCCCACCCCCCCCUGGUACCCUGCUUCUGCCUGCUGUGCCCCCCCUGGUACCCUGCUUCUACCUGCUGGGCCCCCCCUGGUACCCUGCUGCUGCCUGCUGUACCCUCCCCCUGCCUGGUAUCCUGCUGCCUGCGGUGCCCCCCUUGGUACCCUUUGCUGCUGCUGUUGUGCCUCUGGCUGUCCCUGGUACCCUCCUGCUGUUGCUGCCUGCCCAGUGCUAUGAUCAGGAAGGAGAUAUCCAGGUCUUACCAGGAGUUAAGUGAAGAGAGAGAACAACCUCCGGAGGAUGAUAAAAUGCUGGAGGACCUGGAAGACGAGAUGGAUGACGCAAACUCCACAGAAGCACCAGAGCAAGAGCGGGACAGGGGCAGCCCCCCGGUGCGUUUCAGCCGGACCUGCCUGAAGAACGUCUUCUCCGUGCUGCUGAUCUUUGUCUACCUGUUGCUGAUGGGUGUAGCCGUGUUCCUGGUCUACCAAACCAUAGCCGACUUCAGGGAGAAGCUGAAACACCCGGUCAUGUCCGUCUCCUACAAAGAGGUGGACGUAUACGAGGCGCCCGGUAUCGCUCUGUACCCAGGGAAUGCCCAGCUGCUGAGCUGCGAGCACCAUCUCUACGACCAUAUCCCGCCGCUGAGGAAUCCGGGCCAGCCGGGAGACAAUCGCUGCGUCACUCAGAAGAUCAACUACACCGACCCUUUCACCAACCAGACCAUGAAGCACGCCCUCAUUAUUAAAGGACCCCGUGAGGUGAGGAAGCGAGAACUGGUCUUCCUGCAGUUCCACCUUAACGAGACGGAACAAGACUUCAGCGCUAUAGACUAUCUGCUCUUCUCUUCUUACAAGGACUUCCUAACCAGUGCAGACCAGAAGAAGUUCAUGCAGGACUGUGAGAGUUCCUUCUCCAGCUGGAAGUUCUCCGGGGGAUUCCGCACUUGGGUGAAAAUGUCCUUAGUGAAGACAACAGAGGAAGACGGGAGCGAGUCGGUGGAAUUCCGACAAGAGACUAGUGUGGUGAAUUACAUUGACCGGAGACCUACGACGGAGGAGGGAGACCAGUUAUUUUUUGUGGUUUUUGAAUGGAAAGAUCCCUACAUUCAGGAAAUUCAGGACAUCAUCACCGCCAACCCCUGGAGCAUGAUCGCCCUGCUCUGCGGGGUGUUCCUGGUUUUAUUUAAAGCCGCAGACUUUGCCAAGCUCAGCGUGAAGUGGAUGAUCAAAAUCCGCAAGCGGCACCUGAGGAAGAGGGCGCGGGAGCUGAACCACAUAAGCUGAGGUCGCGGAGGAGAGGUCGGGACGCCUCACCGUGUUACCGUAGGAGCACCGGGCCUGGACGCUGCUCCAUAACUUGUAUUGUUUGUUAGUUAGCUGUAAUAUAGAAGUAGAUUAUCAGGCGGCUGGUGCCGCCGCCAGUCCUCACCGGAAGGUGCGUUACGCAUUCUGCAGCACUGCCAGAUCACCGAAAUUGAAAAUGAUUCACGCACAAGGGAAAAACGGGAAAACAGAGGCGAUUUCUGCCGGGAAAGACCUCAGCAUCCCUGCAUCCUAAGGUAGAGCCGGACGGCGCGCUACAGCUGCUGGACAGGCAGAGAUCACAGGCUGCCGCCGGUUGUCCAAAUGUCAUAUUUAGCGUGGAAGAAGCCUGGCAGGAAACCGGAUGUGACUGUACUGCCGGUAAUGACUACUUAGCAUACGUAGGUCCGUUCUAGCCAGCGGUAACGUGAGUGAGCUAACAAAGGUCGGUCUGAUGUCGGCGUUUGUCGGUCACUGGGCAGAACGAGGCAUUUGUCCCAGUCACAGGCCACAAAGCUGCCCGAUACAGCUGCACCGAGGUAGGAGGUCCGGGGGCGGUGAGAGAACUGUAACGUUACAGACCGUGAUUAAUACCCUGCAAUAAUAUAUAGAUGCAGCACGGACAUUCAGUAUCUGCUACCUGCAGGGACCGCUGCUGGCGUCUUACAGAGCAGAUAAAUACGAGGGUGGUGCAAUACAUAAAGUAACAAGACGUCUCAUGGCGUAAAUAUAUUCACCUCGAACAUAUACAUACAAGAGGAAUGUCAGCUGCUGAUGUAGACGCAGAAAUCUGAUCAUACUGCGCACCUCAGUGUGUGACUAUAUCCCCGCCAGCCCCGCCAUCUUACACCUGAUGCUGGGACAGUAUGGCUGAUAUGAGGAGGAGUCUAAUGGCUGUGAGGGGAAGCAGUGGUCUACCUGCUCCAGCCUGGCGGGGAAUUAGACUGACAUAGAGAACAUUACACACGUGAGAGGACUUGUUACCUUUACUAAUUGCACCACCCUCGUAGGUGGAGAAUUGUUUUUUACAGGCUUCCAGAUGCAGUGAGACACCUGUAACAUAUUAUGUUGCUCAUACAGGGCCUGAGCCUGAGUCGCAGGUGGCACCGUUUGCGGCCACAUCUAGCGAAUAUUGGCAAACAGCGCAGUAGCGAAUGCUCCCAGCUUUGCGUAUCUCGUGUGAUUCUAAAGUGCCCGUAUGUUUCCGCAUCGUUGUGCGCACGCAGAGAACCGUUUCCGUGGAGUGUCUUGAUCGUGUAGCCAGAGUUCCGUGCUAUUCUGAGUUGUGCGUAUGGCGUAGGGAGGCCUGUGUCUGACAAAUCUCCUGCACCCAGCAGAAGGAGCGGAAAUGCCGGUACUAAUGAGGACGCUUGCGACCACGGAUGGAGAAAACUGUGCGCGGUGCAACCAUGCGCCCUCAUUAGCAUACGGUUCUGGCUGCAGCUGCCGCCCAGACCUGUGCCCGCUUUGCGUGUGACUCAGAAUCAGGCACACACUGAGCAAUUAUUACCCCCUGUGAUCUCCGUACCCAAUCACGGUACAGCCCUGCUGGAGCAAAUUUGAUUCCGUAUGGAAGGAAAUCCAUUUUGAAGAUGGUUCCGCGUGCACAGUCACGCAAAGGUAGUGCGGCGUGUGAAUAUCGCAGCUUUUAAUAACGCAGCCUGCAGAGAUCUACCACGGAUUUAAAGGGAGCGUCACCCAUUAUUCUAUGGGAGUCACCGGUGGGUAAUAAGAUGAUUUGCAAACAAUGUUUUUUCUGCAGCUCUUUGUGGAAAUAAAGCAAAUCUCUGUAGGGUGUAACGUUGUACGAGGGGGUACUCUGGCCCGUCACCUCACCCUCCCAGCCCGGACCCCUGUCUGUCCAGCUGUGCACAUAGCGUCUUUCUUAAGAGAAAAAAAAACAAAAACAUUUUGGGCACAGUUUAGAAUGUUUUAACUCUUUAGGUAACCACAAACAUUCCAUGUUUCCAGUUUGUUAUAAUCCUAUAUCGUAUUUGGAUUUCGGAGAGGUUGCAUCACUGCUUUGAAAAUUAAAUAUGUUGCUACAAUUAAAAGAAGUCAGCACCAACAUUGUAGGAAUUGCACAUAUUAUUUGUAGCCAGCAGGGGUCAGUGAUACCAGCUAGCUACGGCUAUACGAGGAGAUUGCAACAGUGCUACCCGCAGGCUAACUAGAUACUGCACUCAGAGGCAAGAGGCAAAGUAAUGAGGCAGUUCCUGGCUCUCGUAAACAAUUUGGAGUAAAUUAAGUGAAAACAAGAAGUAUUUUAGGAGAAACACUGAACAUGUUUAAGAGCGACACACAGAAUUGUCCUAUCUACCUCCCUGAGAGCACAAACAAGCAAAGAAUAAUGCUUGGUACCAAUAUAAAUAAGUAGCGUCACCCACAGGGAGGGGUUUGUCUGAAGCAGAACAAAAAAUCUGAUGGGGAAAAAUUGUUAAUACGUCACCAAAAAGGUUUAGUGUAACUUAUAUUUAAUAUAAAAUUUAUUUUUUGAUGUUUGUUUUUAAAACAGGAAUGUUACCGUCAGUUUUCACAAAACACAUGGAGAGGUUCCACUGCAUAAAAAAAUGUGAUCAAUCGUCUUGUAAGAAACAGUCACAAGUCUGCGUUAUUCCUGUAUCUACUGUUACUUUUUUUUUAUCUGUUAUUUUUUUUCAAAAUAAAUUUUUUAAUGUGGCUAA